This is a messenger RNA of Postia placenta MAD-698-R-SB12, 4344 nucleotides long. RefSeq lists its product as hypothetical. Gene Ontology annotation, cellular component: Golgi apparatus. Gene Ontology annotation, biological process: intra-Golgi vesicle-mediated transport; endocytosis; endoplasmic reticulum to Golgi vesicle-mediated transport. Gene Ontology annotation, molecular function: GTPase activator activity. The transcript has 21 exons. NCBI's taxonomy places the organism in Eukaryota, Fungi, Basidiomycota, Agaricomycetes, Polyporales, Adustoporiaceae. The coding region runs from base 1 to 4344 and encodes 1447 amino acids. The record is from RefSeq and is a predicted model, not a curated record.
AUGGGCACGCACAUAUCCAAAGUGAAGAGCUUGACCAUGGAUACUUGGGCGAAGGAGCAAGUCGAGGUGAUGAGAAACACUGGAAACGUCAAGUCAAAUGCUCACUACAACCCUGAUGAAACGCGUCACCCGCCGCCAACUAACAUGAUUGACUCGGAGAGAGACAGUGACCUAGAAAAGUACAUUCGCUCGAAGUACGAGUUCAAAUCGUUCAUCAGCCGAUCUGCACAAGUCGCAGCUAUAAUGGGCCCGUCGCGAUCAGCCUCCAGCAAGCUCUUGUCCACAACCCCACCCGCGCGAGCGCAAACCGCGCCUGUGCAGAACCCCCCGCCAGUGGAGUCGACCCCAAACAUACCGCCGCCCGUUCCACCGAAGGUACCGUCCUCAACAACGCCAUCCCCUGCCAGCGCCGUCAGUCCCUCUGUGUCGGGAUCGCAGUCACAGUUCAGGUCGGCCUCUCAGCCGGUACCGAGCUCGACACUAUAUACACAACCACAACAGCCGUUCGCCGCACAGGCGCAGCCACAACUGGCACCUACCAACAAUACAUGGAACAACCUAGUGUCUCUACAGUCGCCAUCCACCAAUACCUCCAGUCUACCGCUUCAAUACACGUCCUCGCUUCCCUCCGCGUCGACUUCUCAGCCCAUCCAGAUCUCAGCUAAUCCAGCAGGCACUCACCUCUCUCCAACUAUGAAUCCAUAUAGUAGCCUCUCGGCAAGCCCGAGCUCUCCCUUCCCCUCUUCAUUAGCAACGAAUCAGACGACGGGAUCUUCGCCUGGCGGCGUGGGGCGUAGCAUGAGUCUCAAUACCGGUCUAAAUCUCUCUGGUACCAGCGUGGGCACCAACUCCAGCAUCUCACACUCACCAUUUGCCACUGCCCCCACCGGCCUCGGCUUCGCGCCUAUGGGCAUGCCACAGACGAACACAAUGCCGAGCUCCAAUCCAUUCGCGGCGCAGUCCCAUCCAACAGGAACAGGAGGUAGCAUCGGUGGCGGGCCGGGGGUGGGCUACAUGGGCUCAUCGUAUAAUAUGCAACCCCAACAGCCAUCUUUGGCACCGUUCACCACGAACUCUUUCCAGCAGCAGCAACAUCAGCAACACCAGCAGCAGCAGUUUCAGCAGCAGCAAUUUCAGCAACAACAAUUCCAACAACAACAAUUCCAACAACAACAUCUCCAGCAGCAGCAACUCCAGCAGCAACUCCAGCCUUCACCAUUUGGCCAGCAAGCGUCGUUCCAGCCCCAGCCGUCGCCGUCGCCCAUGUUUCAGACACAGGCGCUACCGCAUACACAUAUGCAAAUGCAAAUGCCGACGGGCACGAACCCGUUUCUGCUACAGCAGCAGGCGCAGGUGCACACGCCGUUCGGGCAGCCUCAGGCGACGCCGCCGCCACAAGCAUUCACCGGUGGAAAUCCGUUCGCAGGCUGGCAGGGACAACAGAGCGGGUUUGCGGGGCACCAGUGGUCGGUCGAGUCCAAUUGUGUUUAUCACUUUGGCGUCGACAUUGAGGACCUCCUUCUCGUCGUCAUACUGUGCGCGUUCGAUAACUGGCCUGCUUGGUAUCGUGGCUUCUUCGCGGUCGUCGAGUCGUCGAGUGGUGGGUGCCCACUCACGGGGCUCGGCGAGCUCUCCGUCCCUCCUCGUUUCGCGACCCGGGCGAGCGUCGAGUAUGCAGAUCGACCGCUGGAAGCUGCCGCCCUAGUGGCGGCUUGUCUCGAGACGGGCUGGGGGCACCGCGAACACGGGAUGACGUCGUGUCGGUCACGACUGGGUGUGCCUCUCUGCGCAAUGCAUGCUCGAAAUGACUGUCUCGUCCCUAACGAUGAGGCGAGGAGUCUCGAGUGGUUGAGCUGCGGCUUCGGGAUACGAUAUUGCGAGCUCGUUCUCUGGCCAUCUGUGCUGGCCAGGGCUUCAUCGGACUUGGUCAAUACAGCUUCGCGUAGGUUCUUCAAGGGGAUACACAACUGGUCAAAAUUAUCGCGCCCCUUCCGGUGCGAUCAUGACAUUGCCUUCGCCGAUGUUCUGGUGCAGGAUACUCUCAUCGGGCAGCAGAUAAUCGUCGUUUUCUCGUCGAUACAUAAAACACUAGACUCGACUUGCAGAUCGCCGCUAUUCUUGCAGCGUUUCCAAACACAAUUGCAUGACGUACCAUGGCUCGGGCCACUCUUGGUGCUACACAGUCGCAGCAGUCCUCUGCAACUACUCGCUAUGACAGAGGCACGCCCAAUUAUCCAAAGCAGAAGCAAGGCGGGACUUCAAGACAGCACGCCAAAGCUCCUCACGCUGACAAAUCCGACAGGCGAGAUGGUAAUGUCGCGAUACUACAAUCGCAUACGAAAGAGACUUACGGCGAUUGCAGCCGCUGCCAACUUGAAGGACGCUGACCCAGGGGAUGACUCAGACAGCGAGUCGGUUUAUGGGUCCGCUAAUAGCAGCCAGCAGACACUCAGCACGUCGAGUAUAAACUUUGACAGUCGUUCCGAGCUCUUCGGAAGUUGGAGCGAAGAAAUUGGGGCGUUACCGCAGGAUGGUACAACACGUCCGCUGCUAGACGCCGUUAACCAGGUGCGGUUGUUGUCCGACGAAGCAUCGAGGAAUUCCCGUCGGAUUAUAGAAGAACACAGCAAGUUGGCUGGAAUGAUGGCCGCACGCCUGGAGGAGGCAAAGAGGACAGGCGUCUUGGGGCGCAACGAUGACAUCACAUCUACCGGGGAGGGAAUUUGUCAAAGUUCAGCGGCACUUUGCACGAAGAUGCAGUGCUUACGAGACAGACUGCAGAAUCUAUCACAGGUGAUCGAGGACAUUCAACGACGAAACAGCAAACAACACGUGUCCUGGUGGGGCAGGAUAUGCCGCUGGAUCCCAAAUGUCCUCCGAGCAGUCAAGAGCAUAUUUACGACUAUUAAGAAGGCCUUGAGAAACCUCCGAGGCAGUCCCUUGCCUCCUUCGGACGUUGCCGAAAUCGUCAAGAGAUAUGACGCAUAUGACACUGGUGCGUCUGCUUCUUGUUUUCCUGUAGCGCGAUUUAUGAGGGUGAUAUCAUCAGGGAACAUUGAAGAAACACAGCAGCUGAGUAACCUACGCCACUUUCUCGAGGAGCUUUCAGCGAAGAUCUUGCAAGUGGAGGACAAUUUGCAGGAGAUUCAAACCGGCCAAUCUUCGUUACAUUUAUUUGUGGAAGCGGAGACAUCACAGCUCAUCAUUGACGGGUCUGGACGCGAUUGCAGAAACAGACAUAUAGACGCUGGGGCUAGUCCAUCUGGCAAGGGUAAAGGCAAGGCGCUGUCUUCAGAGCACCUCACCUCCGUCGACCUGGGCAUUGAUGCGGACGAGGAGGAACAGGAGCAAGCCAUUGCCAGGCAUCGGCAAGAGAUUCGAGGCAUCGGCAGCAGUGGGAGCGAGACCAGUGCGAUCAAGGAGCGGAAAUGGGCAAGGAUCGAGGCCGAAGCAAGAAUAGUAGGUAACGCAGCUGCACGAUAUCACCAAGACGGCAUCAAAGACGCUAUCCUUGAGUGCCGGGUCCACGUCGUAGUCUGCAUACGCACACCUGACUCUAAUGGCCUCGAUGUCGGUCAACUGCUCCAGCUUGAGGGCAAUCCUCAAAAGACCUCCGAGAGGCCACAGAGCUUAGUGUGCAGCCCUGGAUUGACUAUGAAGCCAGGCCCGGUGGCCAAAAGUGCGGCACAAAGUAGGGCUUUGGGCCCGAGCCGGGCCCUGAACAACACUACAGGCAGCCUUCUGAGCCCAAUGAAGGUCCUUAUGGGUCAAGGGACUGCGAUCUAUACGAAGGUCGAUGUCGGCAACUUGGUCGAAGGUGACAAGCCAGCCGAAGAAUUGAGACUCCACGGCGUAGUGCUCAUUAAUGCGGACAAAUGGUUGAGUUCGCUUACGCUAUUCUACGACUUAGGAGAAGCUAUGGACAUUGCCGCACCAAGAAUAGCCAACAUAGUGAACUCCAUCUCCGCGCAUUCCAUUCAUCAUUUUUCAUUCAAGUUCCGCUGCUCCCUCGACCCUAUGUGGACCAUUGCCAAUAAGGCUGAAAAUGACAUCGCUCAAAUGGGACCUCUAGUACAGGGUCUGAUGGCGCGCGAUGUCUUCGACUCUCUUGAACAUGUAGACGUCUAUCUCCUCUGGUACAUCAAUGAAGCGAUCAGCCCCUCUGAUAUAGCCCGAUUCCUCAAGGCAGCUGAUGAAGCUAUGAUGAAGACGAAUUGGCAUGAGCGGGGAAUUUUGAAGGUCAUGCACGAAAUUGAGAUGUACAAACCUCCAGCUAACACAAGCGACACCUCGGAAAUCUCUAUCACAGGCUGGUGGGGCCUAGCUAGGCAGCUAGAAAGAUAA